UCGUAUGCAAAGUAUCAAUGGCAAUCGGGAACAUCUAGGAAGUAAGCGUUUUAACUUUCUGCGACGCACAAUAAGGGAGUUGUCUGUGGUAUUUAAUGAAUGCUUCUUCAAAUAUUUUGUUAUACUGCUCUCUUAUCUUUUAUUUCAUCGUCUGAUGCGCUGCCAGCGGCUUAAAUGUAGCGUUACGAGGAAGAGGGAGACGUACAAACCUGAGCUUCCGAGACCCGAAGCUCAGCUCGGUAACUCUAAACCUUCAGUUAAAAGGGAGACGGACAAACGUUGAGCUUUCUGGACCGAAGCUCAGCUCGGUAACUCUAAACCUCCAGUUCUCAAAGGACGUCUAAGGUUAACAACACCAGCGCGAGUCUCCCUUCCUCAACCAUUCGGGAAGCUUUUAGCUACGUUUCGGUUGACUGCGGCGAUGUCUCUGGUCGACCAGAACCAGCAGUCGUUCCCCACCAGCGUGCAGGUAACGGUGCACCAGGCUCGGCACCUUCGCCCCAAGGGGAAAAAUGGCACGAACGACGCCUAUGCCAUCAUCCAGGUGGCCAAAGACAAGUUUUCCACCGCAGUUGCGGAGAAGAGUAUGGCCCCGAUGUGGAAAGAGGAGGCUUCGUUCGACCUGCCGCUCUUCCACCCGGGCAACGUCGACCGCUGCACACUGCACAUCAUCGUCAUGCACCGAGUUCAGGCCGGGCUCGACAAGUUCCUGGGUCAGGCUGUAGUCAACUUAUUGGAGCUGUACGAAAACAAGGGACGCCAAAAGCCAGAUUGGUUCCAGUUGGUGGACAAGAGUGGAAAAGCGGACAAGCUGCGAGGCGACGUCCUGCUCGGCAUCACCUUCAUGAGGAACAACAUGUCAGCGAGCAUGGUGGACCUUUCUAUGCGGGACAAGCCUCGUUCCCGCAUGUCCAAGUUGAAAGACAAAGUCCGUUUGAAGAAAAAAGACAGCUUCUCUGACUCUGGCUCGGCUAUGAGCCAAGUCCUGACAGACAGCGAUGGAGACCGAGAUUCACUCUCCUCCAAUCGAACUUCAGGAGAGAAAAAAAAAUCAAAGCUAAAGAACCUCUUUGCACCUAAAUCCAACUUGCAGCGGAACAGCUCACAGUCCAUGUCCACCCUAGGGACUUUUUCUGCGAAGAACUCGUCCCUUAGCGGCAGCCGCUCGUCUGGUAUCAAUGUAGAAACCCCUGAAGUCAAGAAGAAAUUCAAAUUUCUUGGGCACAAGCGGAGUGGUAGCUCAGACAGCAAGGUGUCUUUAGGUCCAUUGUCCUUGUUGAGCCGCUCCAAGCACAGCAACAGUGACCUAAACAACCCCAGCAAUAACGCCACCCAUGUUUCUGCUGAAGAAGCAGAGGCCAGGCGCGGCUCUACUCUCAGUCUUAACAGCUCCGGCCAAGGUUCUAUGGAGAAUGUACAUCAACGCACCGACAGUGUCUUGGCAGACAAACAUGCAUCAGUGCCUUUGUUUAGGUCUGACACUAGAGAUAGGCUUAUGAUGGAACAAAAAAGACAAGAGGAAGAGGAAAGAAGGCAGAGUGAAGCCAUGCGUUUGCAGGAGGAAGAGGAGAAACAAAGGAGAUGGCUGGAAGAAGAAAAUCAGAGAAAGGCAGAUGAAUAUGAGAGGACCAGACGCUUUGCUGAGGAGGAAGUGAGAAGAGAGAAACAGAGGGAGGAAGAGGAAGAAGAACGCAGAAGGCUGGAAGAAAUAGAGAUUGAGGAGCGCCACAAAAUGGAGGAGCUGGCCCCAAAAAGAGAAGAGCAGAAAACUCAUGAGGAGGCGUCCAUGAGCGAAAGGCUCUCGUCUCUGUUUGGAAUCAUAAGAAAAAAGGAGGAGGCGCCACAGCACCCCGAAGAAGAAGAAAUGACCACACAAGCUCCUCACUAUGACACAAGAGAUCAGCAAGUCCUCAAGGCCACUAACUCAUUUGAGAGUAUUUCACUCAGCUCUACAACUCAAUUUAACAGCAAUGAAAGCCCAUCUGAUGAGCAGAAUUCCAGCUUCAAUCCACAAAGCUCGUCGGCCAUGCUCUUCCAAAAUCGUGCUUCAAAAGUGUCCACAGUUAAACCAAGAUUGAGUCAUUCUCUGGAAUCUGAAUCCUCUGAACACCUGAAAUCUGAAUACUCUGAGUUUCAAACCACCAGUGUUCCAGUGGACCAACAGUGGUCCUCCCCCAUCACCUCUGAAUCUCCCCUCUCUAGUGUACCGUAUGACGUCCCCGAUACUUUCUCCGAUCUUCAUUCAUCCUUGGCUCCCCUGAGAUUCAGGCAAAGUCUGUCUGGUUCCCUACGUAAGCGUCCGCCCGGUUCCCCGUCCGGUUCCCCGCCCGGUUCCCCGCCUGGUUCCCCUUGUAAAAGCCCACCUGGUUCCCUGUCUGGUUCUCUGUAUAAAAGCCUGCCUGGUUCUCCACCUGGUUCUCAGUAUAAAAGUCCGCCUGGUUCCCCACUUGGUUCUCUGCGCAAAAGUCCGCCUGGUUCCCCACUUGGUUCUCUGCGCCAAAGUCCACCUGGUUCCCCGCCUGGUUCUCUGCGCAAAAGUCCGCCUGGUUCCCCGCUUGGUUCUCUGCGCCAAAGUCCGCCUGCUUCCCCACUUGGUUCGUUGCGCAAAAGUCCGCCUGCUUCCCCGCUUGGUUCUCUGCGCAAAAGUCCGCCUGCUUCCCCGCUUGGUUCGCUGCGCCAAAGCACACCUGGUUCCCCAUUUGGUUCGCUGCGCCAAAGUCUGCCUGGUUCCCCACCUGGUUCUCUGUAUAAAAGUCCGCCUGGUUCCCCGCUUGGUUCACUGCGCAAAAGUCCGCCGGGUUCCCCGCCUGGUUCCCCGUGUAGAAGUCCGCCAGCUUCCCCAUGUAUAAGUCCGCCGGGUUCCCCGUAUAGAAGUCCGCCUGGUUCCCCUUCUUACAGUGUCGAGUCAUCUUCACCCACAAUGGCUGAUAAGACAGGAAGAUCCCCCUUGCCACCCUUGUAUCCCAUAUAUGAGGCCCAGACUGGUGGAACCAAAGAGGCGCAGAUCUCCAUAAACCCAAAUGGAUCUCAGCAGGCGAAAAGACUCUCUCUUCCGCUUCCUGAUUAUGAGACACUAUAUCCUCAGAAGAGGCAUGGGGUACAGGGACACACUCGCUGGGAUCAUAUCAUUGCUGAGGUCAAUCAAAGGCAUAUGGACAGUGCACCAGAAUUGAUAGGUCCAGAGAUGAGUGUGGAUGGCCCAGCAUACCCAGGGGAGGCUGAACCUUCAUUUCCAGAAGAGAACAAUUCUGUUGGGUAUUUUCAAACACAUUACAUGGAAAGCAGACAUCGGUCAUCUAAAAAAGUAGCAGCCCCUCCUCCACCACCUAAACAAGUCACUGCAGAAAUUCUAAAUACUGACAAAACUACAAGUGGGAGCCUCCACGAGAUCUCUCUAAAUGGAUCAGAGAAUGCUUUGCAACAAUCCAUUCGACCGGCAUAUCUGACUAGUUCUGUAAGCCAAAUGGAGUGGGAUUCGGCAGCAUCUGAUGACCAGACAAAAUCUCCAGAGACCCUUGACACACAAGUUCCCACUGCUAGACCGAGGCAACGAUCUGUCAAGAAAGAGCCUACAGAGAUGGUGGUACCACCAAAACCAGCCAGAACAUCAGAUGGUCUCUAUACCAGAGUAACCCAGAGGGAACAAAAACCCGAAAGCCUUGGAAUGACGGCGGAUGAUCUUGAUCAAAUAUUCAGCGAGGAGAAAUCAAGGGAUCCCUUCUCAAGUUUGAAUGGCUAUGAGACAAGCAAAGGGCAGGAUGAGGAUGAGGACAGGGAAACCAGUCCAGGUUUCCCCCUCAAAAAUUCAGCUAGACAAACGUCAUCCCCUCUAUCGAGAAGUAACUCUAUGAAGGCUUUUAUGUUACAGCGAGGAUCUCCGGAUGAAGAGCAAGCCACCAAAAGUUAUCAAGAACGCCCAACAAGGGAUACUGUCAUUGAAUCCAUCACACAAAGACAUCCAGCUGAUGGGAAGGCACAAGUUAAUCUUUCCGAUGGAGAGGAUCCAUUUGGUCGAGAUUAUUUUCCAGAAUCGUCCUCGUUCCCUGUUUCAGACCCCCUCCCUGUUCUAAUGGAGGAACCGUCCUCACAAGCAGAAGUGUUGUCUGCAAGACAGAAACCCAAGAAAGCGUUGAUGCCACCCACUGAGACUCCUCAUCUUGUCAGUUCCCAGAUUAGCAAUGGAGAUGGCCUUGCCUCCACGUUAUCCAGGCCUCAUCCAGUGAAGCCCAUGCACUCGAUUGAAAGUCAGCAUCCCACCACCACUUAUGCACUGAAAGACAUGCGUGCUCAGAGUGGCACAUCUGGAAAUGUGAAGGUGGCAGGCGUGGCUGGCGGCGGACCAUUCACUCAACUGACCCAUGAAGAGCUGAUCACGCUGGUGGUGAGGCAGCAAGCGGAUCUGUCCAAGAAAGACUGCAAAAUCAACGAGCUUGAAGACUACAUUGACAACCUGCUGGUGCGCGUCAUUGAGGAGAAGCCUGCCAUCCUGCAGGCCAUGAACACUACCAAGCCAGUGUGAAGUAACGGCGAAGGAAGGAAGAGCCCAGUGUGUAUAUUGGUCCAGUACAGUUUUUCUUGUGUGUGCGUGUGCUGGUCUUACUGUGUACUAAGACUCAUCCUUAUGGGGCUCUCAAGGCAAAUGCACUUUGUGGAGUAAUAUUGAGAUUUCUUUGAGAAUGCUGGAAUUGGUGUGUGAUUGAUGAACAAGCAGCUAAAUGUGUGUAUUGAAGUCAAUGUAUGUAUUUGGACACAAAGGUACUGCUGUUGCUUUAAACACUUGUAAAUGUAUUUGAAAUGAUUUUAUUUACAAUACUUGAGAGGUGGGAUGCGCUUCAUUUAAUAACGGAAAUGUUUUUUCCAUUGUAGAAUAAUUGUAUAUAUGACUCAAUCAUUCCACAUGUAUAUCCAUUUUAUGCAAAACUUCAACUGAUGAUCACUGAUUUUUUUUUUCUCCCUCCACUGAGGUAUUUAUCCCCUCUGCUUUGCUUUCUCUGGAGAUAGUGUGCCUUUGGUGAAAUUGAGAAAACCAGCAUAAAGCAAGUUGCUAAUAUCGCUUGUGUUUGCAGUUGUCUGAGUCCUAUGAGGUGAUUGUUAGGGCGACAGCGCAGUCAUGUUUGAGAACUUGACAAAAUAGCACGGAAUCAGACUCCUAAUGAUGUGCUCUUCCAGGAAGUCGAUGAUAAUUGAAGACAGUAAAAAGGUUCCUGUGCUUCCAACUCGGCUUAAGUGGAAGCACUUGUGAAUGAGCACGCCAUCUCUGCCUUCCUUUUUACCACAUUUGUGAAUGCCUUUGCAGAAAUUCUUGCAAUGUUUCUAUUAUGAAUGUAGAGACAUGUCUUCCGAAGCCUCUUGUGUCUUAUUAGCUGAAGAACUCAUUGUUGGCUACCUCUCAUCAUUCUGUGGGCUGAGCACUGAAAAUGUCCCCUGAUGCCUCGUGCAUUGCAGCUCCAGUAAUGAUCCUGUCGACAAAGAGGUAAUGAAAUGUGGUUUUAUUUUAAAUAAAGACACUUCAUCAUCCGAA
Molecule: messenger RNA, 5521 nt
Organism: Hippocampus comes (tiger tail seahorse)
Lineage: Eukaryota; Metazoa; Chordata; Actinopteri; Syngnathiformes; Syngnathidae
Gene: rab11fip1a
Product: RAB11 family interacting protein 1 (class I) a
Exons: 6
Coding region: 422-4519 (1365 amino acids)
Biological process (GO): regulated exocytosis
Cellular component (GO): intracellular membrane-bounded organelle
Molecular function (GO): small GTPase binding
Source: RefSeq, a predicted model, not a curated record